AUGAUUGCAACGCGCACCCCAGCGCUGCUUGCUUUCAGGCCUUUCCAACAUGGCUAUCGGUUGAACCAGCUUGACCAGAACAUCCUCCUUUCUCUCUACAACUCCGCUCCACGUCAUUCGCGAAUAUCAAGCCGUUUAGUGCAGGCGUGGGCGAGACCUGCUUCUUCUGCGCCGGUCCGCAGUCUUCGGGGGCCGCAGUCAUUUACAAAACCCACUCGCGCAUUUUGCCGGACCAACGUGCCAUUCCAGUCAAGCAUAGCAGCACAGGCGCGACACUUCACCUGCAGCCGCACGCUGUUCGAGACACCGACGCCGGUCAUAAAGGAGCAGCAGAGAUCAAAGUCUGAGAACGACGACAAUGAGGAGGAAGCUUUUCAGAAAAGUGAGAAAGCGAGUCAGGCGUCUCAGGUCAACCUCAGCGCCAGACUAUCAAAGGAAGGUGCUGCUGGUAAGAGUGCUGGGUUCGGAGAGAUAUGGCGAUUGAUCAAGAUUGCACGCCCCGAGGCACGGGUCUUGGGAUGGGCAUUCUUGCUACUUCUGAUAUCUUCAUCGAUUACCAUGUCCAUCCCGUUCUCGAUCGGCAAGAUCUUGGAUAUAGCCACCAAAGGCGGAGCAAAGACCGAUGGCGAGGAAGGCGAGCAGAAGUCCGAGAUGCUGUUCGGCUUGAACUUGACGACCUUUUACACCGCUCUGUUGGCUAUCCUGGCAACUGGUGCUGCCGCAAACUAUGGCCGGAUCAUCAUCCUUCGAAUCGUGGGCGAGAGGAUAGUAGCUCGGCUGCGGUCGAGACUGUUUCGCCAGACCUAUAUUCAGAACGCCGAGUUUUUCGAUGCAAAUCGUGUGGGCGACUUGAUUUCUAGGCUUAGUUCCGACACAAUUAUCGUCGGCAAAUCCAUCACACAGAAUCUGUCGGAUGGACUUCGUGCCUUUGUCUCUGGUGCGGCGGGGUUCGGCUUGAUGGCCUGGGUGUCUCUCAAGCUGACAGGAAUAUUAACCCUGCUCUUCCCUCCAGUGGCUAUUGGCGCAUUCUUCUAUGGACGAGCUAUUCGAAAUCUAAGCCGAAAAAUCCAGAAGAGUGUUGGAGAUCUGACCAAGAUUGCGGAAGAGAGGCUGGGAAAUGUGCGAACAUCACAGGCCUUUGCUGGCGAAAUCCUCGAAGUCCAUCGGUAUAAUACCCAGGUCCGCAAGAUCUUCGAGCUGGGCAAAAGAGAAUCCAUUAUCAGCGCGACUUUCUUCUCUUCAACGGGUUUUAUGGGCAAUAUGACCAUCUUGUCCCUUCUCUACGUCGGUGGCGGGAUGGUUUCCAACGGAACCAUCAGCAUUGGAGAACUCACCUCCUUCCUCAUGUACACAGCUUACGCUGGUUCUUCCCUUUUCGGCCUGUCAUCGUUCUACUCCGAAUUAAUGAAAGGCGUUGGAGCUGCAUCCCGGUUGUUCGAGUUGCAGGACCGGGAGCCUACGAUAUCUCCUACAAAGGGCGAGAAAGUUGUGUCAGCACGCGGGCCUAUUCGGUUCGAAAACCUGUCCUUCAGCUACCCUACAAGGCCUGCUGUGUCCAUCUUCAAGAAUUUGGACUUUGAGAUCCCUCAAGGCGCCAAUGUGGCCAUUGUUGGUCCAUCGGGCGGUGGGAAGAGUACAAUUGCCUCAUUGAUUUUGCGGUUCUACACACCCACAGAAGGUCGAAUCCUCAUCGAUGGGAAGGACAUCGCGAACAUGAACAUCAAGUCGCUUAGGCGGAGGAUUGGCAUUGUGUCCCAAGAACCCGUCUUAUUCUCUGGCACCAUUGCCGAAAAUAUAGCCUACGGCAGACCUCACGCGACGCGAGGUGAAAUUAUGCGUGCUGCAAGGCGAGCAAACUGCCGGUUUAUCAGCGAUUUUCCCGAUGGUCUCGACACUUCCGUUGGUGCACGUGGGACGCAGUUGUCUGGCGGCCAAAAGCAACGAAUCGCCAUUGCGCGAGCAUUGGUCAAGGACCCGGACGUCUUGGUUCUCGAUGAAGCGACUUCUGCCCUCGACGCUGAGUCCGAGACUUUGGUGAAUGAAGCGCUCGCGUCAUUGCUCAGGGGCAACAACACAACUAUUUCAAUCGCCCAUCGUCUGUCCACCAUCAAGCGGUCUGACACAAUCAUCUGUCUUGGCAGCGAUGGGCGUGUUGCCGAGAUGGGAUCGUACCAGGAACUCAGCAGUCGACCAGACGGUGCCUUCACGAAACUUAUGGAGUGGCAAAUGAGCGGUGGCGAAACAGCAGCGAAUGAUGUGAAUAAACUGGCGAUUGAUCCGGAACACAAGGGACCGCCGACGGAGAAAGAUGAGAUCGAUGCUGAACUUGAAGAGAAGAGUGAGGGGGACAGUGACGAGGAUCUCGAGGCUAAUAAGGCCAAAGAAGGGGUCCACAAAGCCUUGGGAGAGAAAAAGACCUAG
Cladophialophora yegresii CBS 114405 is the source of this 2421-nucleotide messenger RNA. Its product is annotated as ABC transport system ATP-binding protein. The coding region runs from base 1 to 2421 and encodes 806 amino acids. Gene Ontology annotation, biological process: transmembrane transport. Lineage: Eukaryota; Fungi; Ascomycota; Eurotiomycetes; Chaetothyriales; Herpotrichiellaceae. Gene Ontology annotation, cellular component: membrane. The record is from RefSeq and is a predicted model, not a curated record. The transcript has a single exon. Gene Ontology annotation, molecular function: ABC-type oligopeptide transporter activity; ATP hydrolysis activity; ATP binding.